Molecule: messenger RNA, 969 nt
Organism: Peromyscus maniculatus bairdii (prairie deer mouse)
Lineage: Eukaryota; Metazoa; Chordata; Mammalia; Rodentia; Cricetidae
Gene: Syce1l
Product: synaptonemal complex central element protein 1 like
Biological process (GO): synaptonemal complex assembly
Cellular component (GO): synaptonemal complex
Source: RefSeq, a predicted model, not a curated record
AUGCGUGCUAACUAUCAGUUGCGUUGCAGAUGUUCUGCGCUUGCUCAGAGCAGCUUGUGUUGUCCCACCCCCUGGUUUCCUGCAAUGGCUGUAGCAGCACGUGCUGCUUUUCCCUGCCGCUGUUUUCCAUUUUUCUAUGGCACAUGCGCAGAUGCCCCACAUUGGGAAAUGGCUGCGGAGCUGGAGCCUUUGAUGGCGGAGUGGCUGGGACCUGAGGAGGCUGAGGAUGCCGGAGGGCAGGCCACAUCUUUGAGUAAGACUGAAGACUUGCUGGAGACAGUAAAAAAGCUGCAGAAAGAGGGAAGCCUGGAACCCCAGAUUGAGGACCUGAUUCAUCGAAUUAAUGAGCUGCAGCAAGUAAAGAAGAGAUCCAUUGAAGAGCUGGGAGAGGUUCAAGCUCUCCAGGAGGCCAUGCAUCGGGAGCUAGAUUCCUUGAAUGAAGAGAAAGGACACCUAGAGGAGGUCCUGUGCAAAAAAAAAGAGGCUCUGAUGCUUCUCCAGAAGCACUGCCAGGAGAGGGAAAGUGAGACUCAGUGGUUGAAUGCUAAAGAGCUACUGGAGGAUCUGACAAGUCAGCGCAAGGACCUCUGGGAGUUCCAUGUCCUGCAGCAUCGACUGACCCAGGAGAUCAGCGCGAUGGAAUGCAGCAAAGAGCAGCUGCUGAUGGAGAGGACUUUGCUGCGUACCCGGCUGCAGGAAGUGGAGAGGCGGCUGCAGACAGCCAGGGAGGCCCAGAACACCCCUGAGAACUGUGGGCUGAAGACAGAGCUGAAUAAAUGUGGGGGGCAGUCACAGAGCAUCACAGAAACCCAGAACAACAGAGGAGAGGCUGGCGAAGAGGAGCAGCAUCAUUUGGAGCCAUUGGGAGAGCUGCCAGCGACAAGGAUGCCCCUGCUAGGCCACGAGGACCCACCAGUGCUCACAUCCCUUUAAGGCCUACCAAAAAAUAAAGAUGAUUCCUAGAGUCCA